AUCCGGGCCGUCAAUUGGAAACUAAAGCAAAACAUACCCAUCACCUUCUUCUACUCUUUCAUCUCCACCAAAUCCCACUCACUGAAAUCUCUGUCACUGUCCAUCUCCAUCUCUCUCUCUCUCUCUCUCUCUCUCUCUAAAGCCAUUACCAUGCUGAUCUCGCCCACCCCACUCUCUCUCAUCUGUGCCCUCAUACUCUGCAUGCCCCUCGCCGUCGUCUUCACCGUCACCAGCCCCACCAACAUUCCUCUCCAAAUCCCCAAAUCCUCAACCAAAGCCCACCGGAAACUAAACCUGACGCCUCUUCCUCCGCCUGCUCCGCUGCCUUUAGAUGACGUAUCUCUUUUACGAAUCGCCGCCCGGGUUAACUCGAGGCCGCCCAGGUUCAAGAAGCCGAAAAUCGCCUUCAUGUUCCUCACCACCACCCCGCUGCCCUUCGCUCCUCUGUGGGAGCGAUUCUUCAGUAGCCCCAAGUCGCUGUACAGAAUCUACGUCCACGCCGACCCCAGAUUCCCUUACGAGCCUCCUUUCUCCGGCGUCUUCGCCGGCCGGGUUAUUCAUUCGAAACCCGCCCAGCGGUUCACCCCCACUCUCAUUUCCGCCACGCGCCGCCUACUCGCCCACGCGCUGCUCGACGAUCCCCGGAACUCGAUGUUCGCGCUGCUCACUCCCUCGUGCAUCCCCCUCCACUCCUUCAACUUCACGUACCGGACCCUGGCCGCGUCGAAGAAGAGCUUCAUCGAAAUCCUCGACAACGAGAUCGGGGCGUACGACAGGUGGGCGGCGCGUGGGCCGGACGCGAUGCUCCCGCAUGUGAGCCUGGAGGAGUUCCGGAUCGGGUCGCAGUUUUGGGUCCUGAAGCGGAAGCACGCUCGGCUUGUGGUGAGUGACCAGCGGCUUUGGUCCAAGUUCAAGCUCCCGUGCGAGCGGUGGGACACGUGUUACCCUGAGGAAAAUUACUUCCCUACCCUCCUCAACAUGCGCGACCCAGACGGGUGCGUGCCUGCCACGCUCACGCACGUGGACUGGACCGGGAGGGUCGACGGCCACCCGGUGACGUACAACGCCUCCGACGUGGGCCCAGACCUGAUCUGGUCGCUGAGGGAGGACAGGCCCAGGUACGGCGACGAGGUGAACGUCAACGCCACCGAUUGGUCCGGCAGCGAACGCCACGAUCCGUUUCUUUUCGCGAGGAAGUUCCCGCCGGACGCAAUCGAGCCGUUGAUGAGUAUGGCGAGUGACGUCAUUUUCAGAGACUAAAUUAAGUGUUACUUUUUGUGGGUAAUUCCGUAAUUGUACUUAUAUAUAGAAGUUAAAACAAAAAAAAGAAAAGAAAAAUCAAAUCCGGGAACAAACCCGGUGGGCUUUGAGGACUUAAUUGUAUAUCUAUUUUUAGUUUUUUUGUUU
Messenger RNA from Rosa chinensis, 1407 nucleotides. Its product is annotated as glycosyltransferase BC10. Gene Ontology annotation, cellular component: membrane. Gene Ontology annotation, molecular function: glycosyltransferase activity. Lineage: Eukaryota; Viridiplantae; Streptophyta; Magnoliopsida; Rosales; Rosaceae. The record is from RefSeq and is a predicted model, not a curated record.